Impatiens glandulifera is the source of this 1428-nucleotide messenger RNA. Its product is annotated as titin homolog. The transcript has 2 exons. The record is from RefSeq and is a predicted model, not a curated record. Bases 1 to 1428 code for a protein of 475 amino acids. Lineage: Eukaryota; Viridiplantae; Streptophyta; Magnoliopsida; Ericales; Balsaminaceae.
AUGCUACUGGGCCUAACCGAUGAACAAAGUUUUAGAAGGCUGAAGGAGAUAGAAGAAGACGUCAUCAGCCUGACAAACGCCGAGAAUCUUAACGAAGCCAUGGACCGACAAGCAUUAGUGGUACCGCAUGCUCGGCUUCAAAAGCUAACCGUACGUAUACGAAAGCUUUCAGAAAGGUGUGUUGCGGGAACACUGACGGCUAAAUUACAGCUCUUGGUGUUGGAUAAGCUUGAGAUAAAGAAAGGAGAAUUCACUGAAGAAAUAGAGCGGCUUGAAGCGAAUCCAGGAAAUACAUCUCCUCUGGCGGAUCCGGUCAUAAACGAAACCGACGAAAGGACGGAGACUCCUUUCACCGGGCCACUUGAAACCGCUCAACCUAGGGAUUCAGAACCGCCCAUCACAGAAGAGAAAAUCAAGACUCUUAUUAAAGAGUUGGUCAAAGAUGCGGUUAAAUCCUGGAAGAAGAAGGCUAAGAGGGUCGCGGUUCAGGCAUUACAAAUGGCCGAAACAACAAGGGAUAAUCUUGUGAAGGCAGAAGCCCGGAUCACAAACAUCGAAGCCGACUACCGGGACGACACGGUUCUGCACAACGAUCAUCUUAAGCGAACCGAAGACUUGGAAGAUAAGACCUCCAGGAUGGUGGAUGACAUGGAUCGGUUUCAAAAGGAAACCGAUCAACAACUCACAAAGGUCGAUGAGGACCUGGGGCGGUCAAGCACCGAAGCCGCUUCCACACUUAACAGAGUCAUCAGCCUCGAGGAAAAGAAUGCAAGCCUUGAGGACCGGAAUACCCAACUUGAAGUCGACCUCAAGGUGCUCACCGAACAAGUAAAUGAAUUAAUCAAGGCCAAGAUUAAUGUUGAUACAGCGGUUGAGGAGGCAAACGCCCGAGCGGCUAAAGAAGUUCAAGAUGCGCUGGACGAAGAAACGCGGAAAGCAAAGGAGGCACCGCGACUGUCUGAAGAGGAAAUAGCCGUGCGCGAACGACACCUAGCGGCUAAAAAUCCGGCACUUGCAAGGUCCAUAGCAGCUCAAGUGGCCGAGGAUGCAGAAUGGUUAAAUACAGAAAAGCAAAGGCUCGCCGAUUACGCAAAGGCUCACAAGAAGAUCAAUGCGGCUUCUUCCUCCUCGGUUUCGGCAAAAGGGAAACGGAAAACACCAUCAAGGAAGGUUCAAGUAGCCGGGAUGUUGGAAAGGAUUACCGAGACAAUCAUUGAAACUCAACCGAACCCAGCUAUGCACACCGAGGAUGAAAUCGAAGAAAACCUCGAGCCGCGAACUACAAGACAACGAGUUACCAAUGCAGUUCCAAUCAGCACGGUCGGUCAACCGCAAGCUGGAGGUUCAUCCUCAAGAACGGCUCCACCGGAUGAGGAACAACCAACCGAUGACAUGAUGGAAGGGUUCCUGCCAUCCGAAUCAGAAUAG